Rubroshorea leprosula is the source of this 459-nucleotide messenger RNA. The record is from the annotation of a GenBank genome assembly. Lineage: Eukaryota; Viridiplantae; Streptophyta; Magnoliopsida; Malvales; Dipterocarpaceae.
GAAGACUCAACAAACCAAGAUUGUAAUGAGCUCAAUCUGCUCUUCUCCCUCGAAAAACUCUUCAGAGGAAUCCGAUGCUGAGUCUUCAGAGAAGAACUUUUCCAUGGCCUCCCUUUCUCAACGACUUCCCAUCAAGAGAGGGCUUUCGAAGUACUACGAAGGGAUGUCGCGAAGCUUCUUUUCAUUAUCGGAGGUGAAAACUGUGGAAGACAUUCCUAAACCCGAGCAUCACUUCAACAAAAAGUUGAGGAUGAAGAGAAGACUGAAGAAAUCAAUCAGUCAAGCACCGGUACCGUCUUCGUAGCAGACUUUAGAUUCCAGCACCAGGAGAGCAUAUAGAACUGAAGUCACAAUGUUGCUAUGUUUCCUUGUUUCCGUAUGAUUUAUUAAUUUAUUUUCUUAAUAUAUUUGUUUAAUUGUUCUCUUUUUAGUUGGAUUAAAUAUACAAUUGUCGAAUUC